Messenger RNA from Leptinotarsa decemlineata (Colorado potato beetle), 2210 nucleotides. It is a transcript of the gene Ttc30, whose product is annotated as Tetratricopeptide repeat domain 30. Gene Ontology annotation, biological process: intraciliary transport. Gene Ontology annotation, cellular component: intraciliary transport particle B; axonemal microtubule. The record is from RefSeq and is a predicted model, not a curated record. Lineage: Eukaryota; Metazoa; Arthropoda; Insecta; Coleoptera; Chrysomelidae. Gene Ontology annotation, molecular function: intraciliary transport particle B binding; protein binding.
AUAAAUUACCUACCUUCAAACGUCAAAUCAAUUCUGUUAAUUUACGGGCGAUAAUUUAUAUUAGACAGUUUAUUCGUAAACCACAAAUGAAAUACAGCCGCAAUUCAACCCUCCUAGCAACUAUAGCGAAUACAAACAAAUCGCGGUUCCGAUCUGAAAUCAGACCGAACAUGUUUUCUGCAAAUAUUCUCAACGAUGGUGACUUCACUAAAACAAUCUACACCUUGAUCAAAGACAACAGAUUCAGCGAUGCCAUAAAAAUGUUGCACGGCAUCGCCGAUUCGAACUCUACCAGGGCCGGACUGUCCCUUUUGGCGUAUUGCUACUUUUACAUUCAGGAUUUCGUGAAUGCCGCUAAUUACUACGAACAGCUGACUAAGAUGUAUCCAGACGAUAAGGAUUAUAGAUUGUACUACGCACAGGCCUUGUACCAAGCUUGUAUGUAUGAAGAAUCUUACCAAGCAUGCAAUACAUUGGUGGAAGUUCCAGAAUACCAAGAGAGAGUUAUCAAAUUGCAAGCUGCCAUCAAAUACAGUCAGGAAGACGUACUUUCAGCUAAAAAUUUGGUUGAGGCCAGCUCUUCUAACGAUCCUGAUAAAGAAGUCAACUUGGGUUGCCUCUUAUAUAAAGAUGGUAAUUAUGAAGAAGCGUUAUCAAAGUUCAGUUCCUCCCUUCAAAAUCAAGGAUUCAAACCAUUUUUGGCGUAUAAUACCGCGCUCUGCUAUUACAAAUUGAAAGAAUACGGACCUUCUUUGAAGUACUGCGCCGACAUAAUAGAAAGAGGAAUCAGAGACCAUCCGGAGUUGAGCAUAGGGAUGCAAACUGAAGGAAUAGAAGUUCGAUCUGUCGGAAACACUAUCACUUUACACGAAACUUCGCUCACUGAGGCCUUCAAUCUGAAAGCUGCUAUUGAAUACCAACUCAAAAAUAUUGACGCAGCCAAAGAAGCACUCACCGAUAUGCCUCCAAGGGCGGAAUACGAACUGGACGCGGUUACGUUGCACAAUCAAGCUUUGAUGAACUUCGAAAACAAUCCGACAGAAGGAUUCGAGAAGUUACAGUUUCUGCUGCAGCAGAAUCCUUUUCCGCCGGAAACUUUCGCCAAUAUCCUACUGCUUUACUGUCAACACGAGUGUUACGAUUUGGCAGCGGACAUUUUGGCUGAAAACGCUCAUUUGACUUACAAAUAUUUGACCCCGUACUUGUACGAUUUUCUGGAUGCCAUCAUAACUCAACAGACAUCUCCUAGUGAAGCUUACCAAAAAUUCGACGAGUUAGCUAGUCGACACACCGAACAACUCAGAAAACUGACAAAGCAGGUACAAGAGCACAGAAACAGAAACGAUACAGAGUUGGUCAAAAAAACUGUAAUGGAUUACGAAGACUAUCUUGAUAGAUAUAUACCAGUUUUGAUGGCACAGGCUAAAAUCUACUGGGAUUUGAAAAACUACGCUCAAGUGGAGAAAAUUUUCAGAAAAAGCGUCGAAUUUUGCAACGACAAUGACAUCUGGAGACUGAACGUGGCGCAUGUUCUGUUUAUGCAGGAGAACAAAUUCAAGGAAGCCACAGGAUUUUACGAGCCUUUGGUGAAAAAAAGUUAUGCCGAGAUCCUGAACGUAAAUGCCAUAGUCCUGGCGAACCUGUGCGUCUCGUACAUAAUGACGUCACAAAACGAGGAAGCCGAGGACCUAAUGCGAAAAAUCGAGAAGGAAGAAGAUCAGAUUACCUUCGAGGAACCUGAACGGAAGGUUUUCCACCACUGCAUCGUCAAUCUGGUGAUCGGCACUCUUUACUGUUCCAAAGGUAACUACGAGUUCGGAAUAUCUCGAGUAAUCAAAUCUCUGGAACCGUACGACAAAAAAUUGGGAACCGAUACUUGGUUUUACGCCAAAAGGUGUUUUUUGAGUCUGGUGGAGAACUUGGCCAAACACAUGAUCGUACUGAGGGACUCCAUCAUACAAGAGUGCAUUCAGUUUCUGGAAAGCUGCGAAAUGUAUGGAAAAACUGUAAGAACCAUAGCAUACUCAUCUUUAUCAGAAGUCAAUGAGAUUCCCAAUGGGAAGGAAACUGUUACUUAUGAAGCUAGAAAAAUCAAGAGUAUUCUACUUAGACUUUUGAAUUUUGAAACUUAAAUGAAUUAUUUAUUAUAAGAAUAUGAUAAACUUAUUAUUGUAUGUUGUAAUUGAUAACACAGUAAAAUGUUUUUAAAA